Messenger RNA from Cavia porcellus (domestic guinea pig), 4388 nucleotides. It is a transcript of the gene Wnt8b, whose product is annotated as Wnt family member 8B. Gene Ontology annotation, biological process: cell fate commitment; canonical Wnt signaling pathway; neuron differentiation. Lineage: Eukaryota; Metazoa; Chordata; Mammalia; Rodentia; Caviidae. Gene Ontology annotation, cellular component: extracellular region. Gene Ontology annotation, molecular function: frizzled binding; cytokine activity. The transcript is spliced from 8 exons. The record is from RefSeq and is a predicted model, not a curated record. Bases 714 to 1769 code for a protein of 351 amino acids.
AGGAGCGCCCCUGGCCCCGCGCAGGGGAGCAGACGCGGGGACGUGAAGGGAGGGGCGCGCGGGUGCGGGCGGAGGAGAGCGAGGGCGGGCCCGCGGACGCUCUCUGCCUCCUUCGCCCGGCUGUCCCCCGAGUGCUUCCCGGAGCCUGGCCCUCUGUGUGGGACGGCUGCCCCGAUGCGGCUGCGAAACUGACGGAUGGCAGAUCCGCAGGGAGCUUCUAAAAGGCUCACCAGUGCCCGGAUCGCAUCCCCAGAACUCGUCUGUACGGGAUGGGUCGGGCUGGGUCGCCUCUGGAAGCGCUCUCAGCGGACCGCUGGUGUGUUACUCACAGAGGGCGCCGAGGGGAGGUGCUGUUUGCCGGGGACGCUGUCCCGCAAGCUCGGGGACCAGGCUUGGUCCUUGGAAGCUGGAGGGAGGGCUGAGGCGCCCUGCUGAGCGCUGGUCGCGCCCCAGGAACCUGCACGCCGGACUCUCAUCGGCUGCCUGCACCCACGGGGGACCUGCAGGUCCGCCUUCCCGCCACAGGCCCCACGGCCUCCCCCUGAAAAGUGCAUGCCUGGGCCCCACUCCACAAUUUGAACUUUUUUCUUUGGUUGUUUAUUGGUGACAUUUGGGUGAGAACCAGGAACUCGAGGCUAAUCAGAAGUAAAACAUUAGACAAAUCCUAGUUGAAGAUCAAGAAUACUUGACCAGUACUUCUCAAACAGAAGAUUAUGUUUCUUAUGAAGCCUUCCGUGUGCAUCUUUCUUUUCACCUGUGUCUUCCAACUCAGCCACCCCUGGUCAGUGAACAAUUUCCUGAUGACCGGUCCAAAGGCUUACCUGAUUUACUCCAGCAGUGUGGCAGCUGGUGCCCAAAGUGGAAUCGAAGAGUGCAAAUAUCAGUUUGCCUGGGACCGCUGGAACUGCCCUGAGAGAGCUCUGCAGCUGUCCAGCCAUGGGGGACUUCGCAGUGCUAACCGAGAGACCGCGUUUGUACACGCCAUCAGCUCUGCUGGUGUCAUGUACACUCUGACAAGGAACUGCAGCCUCGGAGACUUUGACAACUGUGGCUGUGAUGACUCCCGGAACGGGCAACUGGGGGGCCAAGGCUGGCUGUGGGGAGGCUGCAGCGACAACGUGGGCUUCGGAGAGGCAAUUUCCAAACAGUUCGUGGACGCGCUGGAGACCGGGCAGGAUGCGCGCGCCGCCAUGAACCUGCACAACAACGAGGCAGGCCGAAAGGCGGUCAAGGGCACCAUGAAGCGCACGUGCAAGUGCCACGGCGUGUCUGGCAGCUGCACCACGCAGACCUGCUGGCUGCAGCUGCCUGAGUUCCGCGAGGUGGGCGCGCACCUGAAAGAGAAAUACCACGCGGCACUCAAAGUGGACCUGCUGCAGGGUGCGGGCAACAGCGCGGCGGGGAGGGGCGCCAUCGCCGACACCUUCCGCGCCAUCUCCACGCGCGAGCUGGUGCACCUGGAAGACUCCCCCGACUACUGCCUGGAAAACAAGACGCUUGGCCUGCUGGGCACGGAGGGCCGCGAGUGCCUGCGGCGUGGCCGCGCGCUGGGUCGUUGGGAGCGCCGCAGCUGCCGCCGGCUGUGCGGGGACUGUGGGCUGGGGGUGGAGGAGCGCCGCGCCGAGACGGUGACUAGCUGCAACUGCAAGUUCCACUGGUGCUGCGCAGUCCGCUGCGAGCAGUGCCGCCGCCGGGUCACAAAGUUCUUCUGCAGCCGCGCGGAGCGGCCGCGGGGAAGCGCGGCGCCCAGGCAGGGGCCGAAGCCCUGAAGGUCUCUUGCCUGCCUCCUUUCCCCUUUUGUUCUGGGUCCGUUAAAGAUUCCAGUAACAGGGGAACCGCGGGAUGGGGACCUGCACUAAGCCCCGAGAUCCUGAGGGAAAGUGCCACUUGCCAGGGGGCUCCCCAAUUCCUAUGCGCCCUCUUCCCUGGGCUGAGUCUGCUGCGUCCUUACAGCCCACAAGCAGGUCCGAGAACUGUGCUAAGAUAACCGUGGUACACUGAUCUUCCUUGGGCCACGACCUCCCUAAUGUCCUCCGCCUGAGCUCACCUGUCAAGCCCGCGGAGAGGAGGGCACCCUUCUGGGACUCGCAGGCACUGGUGCAGCCAUGGCAUUGCUCCUUGCCUGCCGUCUGCCCCAAGCCUGCGCACUCACUGCCUCUGCUCCUCCAGAGCCAGAACCCUUGCUGCUGAGUCCCAGCUGCUGCCAGACUCCACAGGAAUGCCUAACUUUCCCUCCUUCACUCCUACACAAAAACCAUGAGGAAACGGACCUGGGUGUGGAGCUGGCUCCAAGCCCUGCUCCUGGGCCCCCUUCCCUGAGAGACUUCCCCAGUGGGCAGUGACUGCCUGAAUCACCCAACCAAGCGGUCCAGAGACUUGUAAGGUCAGGGGACCAGGCAUUUCCUACCCUUCCAAAUCAGCAUUCCCUGCUCCAGGCCUGCUUCCCCCUAGCAACCAAUCUACCUUUUUUCCUUCCCCAAUGGAGCCAACAUAGAGAUAAAUAAACCUGAGUUCCCUUUUGGACCCUGGUUUGCACCAAUGAAGGCAGGCCGCAUGAGGGACAAGCUGGUUCUCAGUAGGCACUGGACACUUUCCUUCAUCAAGGAAACUUCCUGCCCUUAAGCUGAUGCACCUUGUCAUUUACUGAAGUCACUGGUAUGUGCCACCCUCCCACCACAGGUACUGAACUUACUAUACAGGACAGGGGAGUAGGAUAGGGUGAAAGGUACAACCUCUAGGCUCUCUCCUCCCUUCUCCUCGGCAGGAUGGCAGGAUGCCUACUUCCCUGAUGGCCUAUGCCAGUUAGCCUGACUUGACUGAGGCUGAUCUGCCAAGGAGUAGUGAACCGUGCACAUCAUCAUCCCUUGAUAGAUUCCCUCUCAUUCAGGAGCUAGAGUCUUCCAGUUCCUUUCUCAGAAGGAGGCAGUUCAGCAGAGACCUGUUUAUGGAGCAGGGCUCCAGGGAAGAGAGCAUCACAUCCUGCAUCCCAAGCCCCUUCCUGCCUGCUCCCCUGCCAAGAAGCCAGCCAUCCUGGCCUCCAGGCAGCUCUUGUACAGAUCUGGCCUGUGCUCUCUUCUCCCAGGGUAGGAGAAAGUGCAGAGGCCACAAAAGCCAUGCUCUGGGGGCCGACCAGGAUGAGAAGGGCUCCCACACUGAGCCAGUGCUCAAGCCAGACCUCAGGCCCCCGGCUCCCAACCUCCACAAAUUCUGGUCCUGCCAACACUUGCUCAGAGAGGCUCCCCUCCUUACCACGGGUGCCCUUCUCCUCAGGCUCCCUCAGUGCUGUUUCCAGCUUUAUUAGCAGAAGGUCUUUCUUCAUUCCUUCAGCUCUUACUGGGCCUCUUAAGCCACUUCUUCCCUGAUCAAGCUGCAGCUUCACCAAGCUGUCCCAUCUGCCAGGGUUAACUUGAUAGUGUGCAUGAAGAAAAUGUGGUAAGGAGGCUAGAAAAUAUAAAAGUGCACUGUGGCAAGCAAAACUGAAUCUUUGCAUAAAAGUGGACUUACGCUCCACAUUUCCAGGUCAGCACUCUAGAUCUGUCAUGCUGCCGGAAAACUCUCACUGUACCCCCACGGAGGAUGAAUGCCAGACCCAGCUGAGCCCCACAAAGAAGAAGUCACAGAACUACCUUAGAACUGUAGUGCACCCCGCUUUAUUCAUUGUCUGCUCAGGCACACUGAGUGAAGACCCAGGGAAAAACACACCUGUCCCUUGCACUGUGGGUCCUUUCUCUCACACAGCUGUGUCCCUUGCACUGUGGGUCCUUUCUCACACAUAGCUGUGUCCCCCUUCAGUAACAUGGCCAACCCCAGAACUGUGGGAAGAGACCUUGGAAAUCUGGCCAUCAUAUCAAGUGUCUCACAGGUUUAGACUCAGCAAGGGACCUGGCCCCACCCUCCUCCCAGGUGUCUCUGGGAGCCCAUCUGUCUCUGCUUUGGGGCGGAAGCAGAGGGAGGUUCUGAGAAGUGACAAGAACACGGGCUAAGGUAGGCAGAGCACUGUCUCCUCCCUCCCCGGCCUGUGAGCCUGCAUGCGGGUGGAGCUCAUUCUUGUGAAAAGAACCCCCACCUUAACUGGCCUUUGCGUGGUCAGGGCAAAGACAGACAGGUCGGCCUCAGCACGCUGGUGGUGCUGCUGGUGGUGAGGGGAGGGCAAGCUAGGGCACUUGCCUAUUGUGGGUCUGGAUUGGAUGCUUCCACUCAUUCAUUUCCUUUUAAUUAACCCACAUUCCUGGAGGAGAAAUAUUUAUGUUGGCUCCCAUAGAGCCAAUCCUCAGACUGGAAAGAAGGGAAAAGAAAGCCUGUCUUAGCAAAACAAUAUCUCUAAAGAGCUCAAGGAAAGAAAAUAGGGGAACAAAACGCCAUUAAAACAGCCUUCUACCCCUGCUGGA